Messenger RNA from Ectocarpus siliculosus, 5823 nucleotides. NCBI's taxonomy places the organism in Eukaryota, Phaeophyceae, Ectocarpales, Ectocarpaceae. The record is from the annotation of a GenBank genome assembly.
AUGGAGGUGGUACUGAGCCCUGAGGAUCUUGAAGGAUAUCCCUCGCCCGGGGAUGCCGUCGUGUACACCAUCACUAUCACGAACGACGGUUCCUUGACCCUUCACGACGUGACGCCAGAUUCGCCGCAGGCACUCGCAUGGGCCUGCGAGUUAGCAGAAGGGGCAGCGCUAGUCCCUGGCGUAGAGACAAAGUGUGUGGGCCGCCUUGUUCUCACCCAAAACAACCUCGACGAAGCCCAGGUGGUGACGACUGUGACGAUCACAGCAACAGAUUCCGCAAACGAACUGGUUGAAGAUGACUUGUCAUCGACAGUGGAGCUGCCCACGAGUUCGUCCCUAUUAGUAGUUGAGACCUGUUCUUUCACCGGAAGCGAUGCCAACCGCGCCGAGGUGGGACAAGGCGUAGCCUAUACCUUCACGAUGAAGAACACGGGAUCGACGACUCUCACCGGACUUGACGUAAACAGCGUGUUCCUCGACCAAGCCCUGGAUAACGUGGCUUGUGGCGCUUCUUCUCUCUCGGAGCUGGCACGAGACGACACAAUCGUCUGCUCGAGCGUCUUGGACCACGCCAUCACUCAGGUUUCUGCGGUGGCAUCCGAUUCAACGAUGGUUUCUGAAGGGGUUUCUAUCUCCACUUGUGUGGACGGAAUCUCAUCUCUCUCACUCGGCAAAACUGUAGUCGGCGGUGGCUCAUGGGUCGAUAGCAACGGCGACGAAGACACCGACGCCGGUGAAGUAAUACUCUACCAGUUGCUCGUUGUCAACGUUGGCACGGUCACGCUCAACUCCGUUGUCUUGACGGAUGGAUCCGUCACCAGUGAAGGGGUUUCUUGCGAGUCGGGCAUUCCAGAUUCUCUGCUUCCUGGCGAGGGUUUCGAAUGCCAAGCGGAAUACACGAUUGUCCAAGACGAUGUUGACCGAGGCUUCGUUGUGAGUAAUGCAACUGUUACAGCUAUCAAUCCCAGCAAGGACAAGACCAACAAAACUUCUGAAGUAUCGACGGACCUUGUUCGACGGCCAGCGAUCAGUUUGGACACCGUGGGCUCUUGGGCGAACGCCGGGAAUGGGAGCGACGGCUUCGCGGAUGCCGGAGACACCGCUGUGUAUCGGUACACGAGUUCGGAACCUGGCCAGUCUGCCGGAUGUUCUGGUUUAUCUGUCCUCAACUGGGCGGCGAUUGAAGCCGGCGGACUUACCACUGUUUCAAGGGUUCACUCCGUUGACGCAACGUUGGGGCUUCCUGUUCCCUCGCAGACAACGGUAUCCAUCGACCUUCCCCCGCCUCCGUCUAUCCAACUCGAUAUGGUGGGGACAUUCGCCGAUGACAGCGCAGACGGGAUGCAGGGACUUGCGGACGUGGGGGAGAUGAUAAGCUACGUUUUCACGAUCACAAACAACGGGCAUGCAGUUUUAGAGGGGAUAACCCUGGCAGACGGGGGCACAAAUGCAGGCAUUUCGUCCACAACGACAUGCGGAGACACCGCGAUAGCGUCUAGAAACGCUUCUUCUAUCACCGUUGGUGGUACUCUGGCCGUGCGUGCGGUGAUCACGUGUAAUUCGAGCUAUGCUAUCACCGAGGACAACGUCAACGCGCUCGAGGUCUCGUCGGCGGCAUCGGUGACGGCCAGCGAUGUCAGCGGAAACGCGGUUGACGCAGCCGAUGCCACAGUCGUAUCCCUUGAUCAGAUAAACACUGGUACGAAGUCGGCAGGGGCACAGGUAACCGCGUGGUAUGAGGAUGAACCAGGGAAUUUGAGCGAAGAGACAAGCGACGGAACGGUGGUGGAUGUCGCCUUGAAGCAGGAUCCCUUGGCCGGUAUCACCAAAACCUUCGUCUUCACCCCUGCAAGGGAGGAUGGUAUGGCGUCCGUGGACGACACCAUCGCUUACACGAUCACUGCGUCCAACGACGGCAACGUCGAUCUUUCCGACAUCACCGUCACGGAUGAGAGAUUCCUGAACCCUCAAGGAGGAUUCGACAUGAACUGGGAGAGCGAUACUUCUUUUGGAAUGCUACCCGGGGCUGAGCUCCACUGCUACCCUACUACAGCCAUCACUCAGGCCGACAUCGAUGCAGGGGUCGUUGCGAGCAACGUCACCCACCCCGAUGCCGCAAUAGUCUGCACUCCUUCUCUACUCGGACUCAGCCUGGCUCCAGGCGCAGAGGUUUCGUGCUCCGCCUUCUACCCGGUUUCCCAGGAUGACGUGAAUGCCGGAGUCGUUAGCAGCGAAGCGACUAUUUCGGCUGACAGCCCCAUUGGCCCCAUCUCUGUGUCCAAUUCCUCAGAGCCUCAGAGUCUGGAACAGGUCGACGGGAUUGACAUCGGCGACGAGCUAUUCUGCCCGCUAGAGGGGCACACCUUCACGUGCACAGCGGUCGUUCACGUGACCCAGGAGAACAUGAACGAUGGUCAUGUCGAUCACGAUAUAGGGGUUACGGCUAAGACGGCCAUCGGGGACGAACCCUUGGACGAUCAAUACCGUCUGCAUGUUCCGCUAGAGGGAAAGUCUGCCUUCCUCAUCGAGCACAACUCGGAAUACUUGCCCGUGGAUGGAAUCGGAGCAGCCUCUGCCUUGGGGGAUGAGAUCACCUACACGCUAAAUAUUGACAACAACGGGACCGUUACCCUGUCGUCGGUGACACCCGUCAAUUCGAAGGUGGAGUUGACAUGCGAACCUGACGUGAACUCUGGAGCGAAGCUCGACGCUGGCGAGGGAGCGAUGUGCACUGGCACUUACAUUGUCACCCAAGACGACAUCGAUGCUGGAAAGAUCGUGUGUGCAGCUUCUGUUACGGCGACAGACCCAGACGGAGAGCUCAUCUUCCGCCAGACGAGGAUCUCACAACACGUCUCCCAAACCCCUCAACUUUCCGUUGUCCUCUCAAGUGUGCACACGGUGAAUUCAUUAGACGGGAAGACUCGGAAAGGUGAUACAGUUUUGUACACCACCCAAGUUUUCAACUCAGGCAACACCUGCCUGACUGAUGUCAAAAUUUCCGAACUACUUGUGGACGGAGGCUUGGACUGUGGGUCAGCCUCUAGCACACUCUGCCCCACGGACGAGGCGAUUUCUUGCACCGGAACCCACACGCUAACGCAAGCAAACGUGGACAGCGUCCACAUCAUCAAUACUGCUACGGCCACGGCUUCUCCGCUAUUUGCCAACACUAGCGACGAAAGCAACAUGAUUUCGGCGGGAGACGGCGACACAGUUUCGUGGCUGCUGUACCCUGCCAUCUCCGUUGGCUCACUGACGAGCGUUUCUUUGGAAGUUCUUCUCCUGGAAAGAAGUGGAACCAUCGUCGACUGCACGCCAUCCGUUACGGAAGCCCUAGUGCUUGCCCCAGGGGGCAUUGUGCUCUGCUCGGCCACGCUGGAGCUGACUCAGGACCAUAUUGACGGGGGGGCGCUGACUAGUGAGAUGUUCGCGCGGGGAGUGGCAAGCGACGGUCAGGCAGUGCUUGGCGAAGAUAGCGUGCAUCAAGAGCUCGUGCAAGACGUCGGUCUAUCCGUAGCCGAGAUUGGUGCAUUCAACGACGAGGAUGGCGAUGAGUUGGGAGAUGCGGGAGAGACAAUGUUCUAUACGGCCACAUUCCGAAACAUUGGGAACGUUCGAGUGGGGAACGUUAGGGUCUCCCACCUGCAGGGUCACAUCGCUGCUUUAGCCUGCGACAGCGGGUUCGAAGCGGUUACAUCGACAGAUGGGUUGGGGGAGCUCUUGCCUGGCAUCGAGUUCGGGUGCAGGGCGACAUACUCACUAACACAGGCGGACGUGGACGCCGCUGAGGUUGUGAACACGGCGUCGAUUUCUGGCGUUGCCCGAGAUACGAGCGGUACCGAGGUUGAAGCAGAAGAUUCCUGGAAGCAGGAAUACACUCAGCUAGCCAUGGCUCUCCUAAAUGUUGUUGGGGUAUUCCAUGACGUUGGAACGGUUGAUGACGAGGCAGAUAUCCACGACAAGAUGGAGUACACCGUCGAAAUUGCAAACACGGGGACCGUAACACUGACGGAUGUCGGUGUGACAGGAUCUCUCUUCGAGAACGAAGCUAUCCCUUGCCCUGGAGCGACGCUGGCGCCGGCGGAGUCAAUGGUCUGCAAUGCGAGCUACACGAUUACCAACACCGAUAUCGACCGCUAUGAGGUGGAAACAACAGCUGACGUGACGGCUUCAGGACCCUUUGCACAAGCCGUGGGUGACAGCGGGGUAUACCUCCAGCGACUCGACGCUCAACCCUCCGUGUCUCUCUUGAUGGAAGGCGUGCACGUUGAUUCGCAGAUCGACAGUACCGCUUCCGCCGAGUCGGACGGAAACAGCGUGGCUGAUGCUGGCGAGUACACCCGCUACACGAUGGUGGUCCGCAAUACAGGGAUGCUGACGGUGCACCAAAUCACCGUCGUAGAAAGCCUUGAAGGGGGCGAAGCAACCUGCCCGAAAAAUUACCUCGAGAUGGCCGAGAGCAUGGUGUGCAACGCGACGUACCCGCUCACGCAGGAGGACGUGGACAGAGGUGAUGUGACAAGCGUCACAACUCUUGAUGCAUUCGGCCCAACGAGGGAUGACGGCGAAGCUCGCUCGACCACCAGAGCGGAGGCUUCGUCGUGGGUCAAACUUCCGCAGGACCCUUCCAUUCUUGUAACAAAGGAGUGCGCUUGGCAGGAUGGGGCCGAACGCGACGGGUUGCCUGAUCCUGGAGAAGUGGUUGUUUUGAUCUAUACCGUCAGCAACACCGGGAGCGUUACGCUCACAGAUGGUUCCCUGCAACAAUCGACUGACCUUGGGCUACAAGUCGUCGAUUGCAUGAACGCCAUUCCCUCCGCUGGGAAUGUUGUUUGUACAUCGUCGAUAGAGAUCGGCCAGGCUGACAUUGAUGCCGGCACAGUCACCAGCACAGUGGAGAUCACUGCGUUGAGUCCGCUUGGCGAUAUGACGGGGAGCACAACGAACUGCUCUUGGGCAUGGGGAGUGCUGCCAGCGCAAGUGGACACCGUCAUAACCGGCCGCUUUGUCGACGGCGACGGCGAUGGUAUCGCUUCCGUCGGAGAAGGCACCGGGUACAACGUAACUAUUGUCAACAAUGGCAAGGUCACGGUUACCGUGGUUGAAGUGGACGCAACCGCGGUGGCCAGAGGCUCACCAUCUUCCGGCAACAGCGCCAGCGGGGUAACGAUCGUGUGCGAACCACUCCUGGACACGUCACCACUCCUUGCCCCUGGACAGAGUCUGGAAUGCACGGCAGAGAUCGAUAUCGAUCAGGAUGAUGUCAACCGUGGCGAGAUCGAGCUUGAGUUCGAGGUGACCGCUGACAACCCCGCGGGGGACGAGAGCACCGUCACCGACUCAUCUUCGAUCGAGCUUCCCGCUAAGUAUCGAAUUGCCUUAUCCCUGGAGGGCAGCAACACGACAUCGUCGGAUAGGGACGACGACGGGAAAUCAUCCUCCGGGGACGAAGUGACCUUCACGCUGACCGUAGCCAACCGAGGCAGCGUAGACCUGACUGGCGUAGAGGCUCAAGUCGCCGGCUUGGAAGGACUGGUGUGCCAGCAGUUCAUUCCGUCUACCGUCGGCCAACGACGCCUUUCUUGGGCCGAGACGAAUACCGACCAAGAUAUCUUCCCUCCGGACGAAGAAUACACGUGCACAGCAUCCCACAUCCUCACACAGGAUGAUGUUGACGCCGGAACCCUCUACAGGACAGCAAGCGUGUCAUCCCAAGCACGGGACCCAACUGGGACGCUCGUGGUAGCUGGCGCAGAAGAAACGCUGGCCCUGGUGGCGUACCCUGCAAUAGUUGUGGUGAUUGUGAGUGGGCACGCGUAG